AUGGUACCGAGAGGUAAAAAGAUCGACGAAGUCGUGGACGAGGUUUCAGUUCACCUCGAGUAUCACCUGCUGCAGGAGGAAAUUAUUCCAGCCAAUGCAUCGCAAUCUGAAGAUGUUGACAGUGAGCAAGACGAGGAAGAAUCUUAUAGUGAUGAAGAAGACGAAGAUACCGAUUCAGUGUUCAGUUACGACGAGCUCGACCGUGAAAGCUCAGAGUUUACAGACAACCAAGUCGAAGCCGAUGGGGGCCACCAUGGUAAUUAUCCAAUGAUACGGGAUGAGUCUGAAAUGGUCACACUCAUUGAGUUUCUUGAACUUUUAUACCAGUUAUGUCUCACCAUUAGCACUGAGCGUUCCAUCGAAGGUCGACCGAGCUCUACACUACUUGUGUUCUUCAGCGGAAUACUUGGUUUCUCCCAAGAUUGCAAACAUUUCUUACUCGCGAGGCAGUUCUGUCCAUAUCUAUCGGGUCUCAUUUAUAUUCAACGUCUGAUACUGAUGGAACGCGCCUUGCCGUUACGAGAGUAUCGCGUUAUUGGGAUUCCACAGCGUUCAUAUGCGAACCAGCUGGAUCAGUUGAAUUCAAUUCGACAAAAGUACAUGAUAGCAGGCACACAAUACCCACUUGCUGAAAUGACUAGUCUCAGAGACUUUGGUCGCAAUGUCGCCCGUACCGAGCCACCAUCCAUCUUGUUCAACUGGAGUGAUGAUGGAGAAAUAAUACGCUAUGGUGACUUCCAACUGACCAUGGACAAAUUCCGACAAAUCCCCGAUUAUUUCAUCUCAAAAGCAGAAGAGAUUUGUGACAAGUUGAUGUUUGACAUCAAGCCUGACAUUGAUCUAGCAGCGAUAAAGGACGACAUGGUCAAUACGUCAAGCGGAUAUUCCAUAUGCUUCUCGGGAGAGUAA
Molecule: messenger RNA, 909 nt
Organism: Fusarium coffeatum
Lineage: Eukaryota; Fungi; Ascomycota; Sordariomycetes; Hypocreales; Nectriaceae
Exons: 2
Coding region: 1-909 (302 amino acids)
Source: RefSeq, a predicted model, not a curated record